This is a messenger RNA of Mirounga angustirostris (Northern elephant seal), 1892 nucleotides long. RefSeq names its product mannose phosphate isomerase (gene MPI). NCBI's taxonomy places the organism in Eukaryota, Metazoa, Chordata, Mammalia, Carnivora, Phocidae. Gene Ontology annotation, cellular component: cytosol. Bases 120 to 1355 code for a protein of 411 amino acids. The record is from RefSeq and is a predicted model, not a curated record. The transcript has 8 exons. Gene Ontology annotation, biological process: GDP-mannose biosynthetic process; carbohydrate metabolic process. Gene Ontology annotation, molecular function: zinc ion binding; mannose-6-phosphate isomerase activity.
UCUGGGGGCAGAGGGGCCGCGGGUGCUGCCGGGAAGGGCGUACGAGCCAGAAGCCUGGUCCGGUACCGGGAGGAUGGCCGUUCAGCAAGUAUUCCCACUUUCCUGUGCAGUGCAGCACUAUGCCUGGGGGAAGAUGGGUUCCAACAGUGAAGUGGCUCGGCUGCUGGCCAGCAGUGACCCACAGGCCCGGAUCUCAGAAGACAAGCCAUAUGCAGAGUUUCCUGUUUUUCCAGCUGUGGAUGGGGUCCCACCCCCGGGGAGAUGCCAAGAUCCUUGACAGUCGCAUCUCACAGAAGACCCUAGGCCAGUGGAUUGCCGAGAACCAGGACUGCUUGGGCUCAAAGGUCAAGGACACCUUUAAUGGCAAGCUGCCCUUCCUCUUCAAAGUGCUCUCGGUUGAAACGGCCCUGUCCAUCCAGGCACACCCUAACAAGGAGCUGGCAGAGAAACUGCACCUCCAGGCUCCACAGCACUACCCUGAUGCCAACCAUAAGCCAGAGAUGGCCAUCGCCCUCACCUCCUUCCAGGGUUUAUGUGGUUUCCGGCCCAUUGAGGAAAUUGUGACGUUUCUGACAAAGGUGCCUGAGUUCCGGUUUCUGAUUGGAGAUACUGCAGCAACACAGCUGAAGCAGAGCAUGAACAGUGACUCCCAGUCUGUGGCCUCUGCUCUGCAGAGCUGUUUCUCCCACCUGAUGAAGAGUGAGAAGAAGGUGGUGGUGGAGCAGCUCAACCUGUUGGUGAAGCGGAUCUCCCAGCAAGUGGCUGCUGGAAACAACAUGGAAGACAUCUAUGGGGAGCUCUUACUGCAGCUGCACCAGCAGUAUCCAGGUGAUAUUGGAUGCUUUGCCAUUUACUUCCUGAACCUGCUCGCCCUGAAGCCGGGAGAGGCCAUGUUUCUGGAGGCUAAUGUGCCCCAUGCCUACCUGAAAGGAGACUGUGUGGAGUGCAUGGCGUGUUCAGACAACACUGUUCGUGCUGGCCUGACACCCAAGUUCAUCGAUGUGCCAACCCUGUGUGAAAUGCUCAGCUAUAUCCCCAGCAAGGACAGGCUCUUUCUUCCAACACGGAGCCUGGAAGACCCCUACCUCUCUAUCUAUGACCCCCCCGUGCCAGACUUCACUGUCAUGAGGAUGGAGGUCCCUGGCUCCAUCACUGAAUACAAGGUCUUGGCAGUGGACUCUGCCAGCAUUGUCCUGGUGGUCCAGGGGAGAGUGACAGCCAGCAGUCCUACAGCCCAGACGCCGAUCCCCCUGCAGCGUGGUGGGGUGCUUUUCAUUGGGGCCAAUGAGAGCGUCUCACUGAAGCUCACUGCGCCCGAUGACCUACUGAUGUUCCGUGCCUGCUGCCUGCUGUAGAGACCAUAGCCUUCCUGGCUCUCCUCUGACGGUUACCCUAAAUCCUGGCCAGCCUCUUCUCAGGCCCAGCUCUGACCCCAUCCCUGCUCUCGACUUGAGUAUGCCCUGGAAGAGCGGGGGUAGUGAGCUUGAAGGUUGUGACUCCAGAGCAAGCCUCGGACAAACCAUCUUUCUCUUGGGAGGAGGACCCUGGUGAGGACUAAGACCUGACACUCCCUUCGUAUCCUCACCAUACCUGAGCCAGGCUCUCCUCAAGGCAGGAGGCGGCAGCUCUGUUCCAGCCGACAGCAUUAGGCAGGCUGGUAAAAAUCUGUGAUUAGCUCAGCAUCACUCACAGCAAGAGGGUAGGUAAUUUCUACGAACAGCGUUUUGGCCUUGGGACUGCCCAUUUCCUCAGCUGCAAAGGAGGGGGAAGGAGUAGGCCUGUGGACUAAUGUUACUCAUUGUCACCCUCUGGCUCUGUCAAAGCAAUUAAAGGUCACUUGUGUUGGGCUGCGAGGUAGAGCAGUCAGCCUUCAGCGUUCCAGUCCUUGAAAA